AUGGGUCAGACCUUGUCCGAGCCCGUCGUCGAUAAGGCUUCCGCUGAGGGUCAAGAUGAAUGCUGUAUAUACGGUGUUUCGGCCAUGCAGGGCUGGCGAAUCAGCAUGGAGGAUGCUCAUGCAUCUGUGCUAGACCUACAAGCCAGAUUUGCGGACCAGAACGAAAAACCAACCGAUCCUGACAAACGACUUGCUUUCUUUGGUGUAUAUGACGGGCACGGUGGAGACAAAGUAGCUUUAUUUGCCGGGGAAAAUGUCCACAAAAUCGUCGCGAAGCAGGAAUCUUUCGCCAAGGGCGAUAUCGAACAGGCCCUCAAGGAUGGCUUCCUCGCUACCGACCGGGCUAUUUUGGAAGACCCGAAGUAUGAAGAGGAAGUGUCUGGCUGCACCGCAGCUGUCAGCGUCAUCUCAAAGCACAAGAUCUGGGUGGCCAAUGCCGGUGAUUCUCGCUCCGUCCUCGGUGUCAAGGGCCGCGCAAAGCCUCUCUCGUUUGAUCACAAGCCUCAGAAUGAAGGCGAGAAGGCUCGUAUUAGCGCUGCCGGUGGCUUCGUUGACUUUGGCCGUGUCAAUGGUAACCUGGCUUUGUCGCGAGCCAUUGGAGACUUUGAAUUCAAGAAGAGCCCCGAGCUGUCCCCUGAGCAACAAAUCGUUACUGCUUAUCCCGAUGUUACGGUACAUGACCUCAGUGAUGAUGACGAGUUCCUCGUGAUUGCCUGUGAUGGUAUCUGGGAUUGCCAGUCCUCUCAGUCCGUGGUGGAGUUCGUUCGCCGCGGCAUUGCCGCAAAGCAGGAUCUCUAUCGGAUCUGUGAGAACAUGAUGGACAACUGCCUGGCCUCCAACAGCGAAACCGGCGGCGUUGGUUGCGACAACAUGACGAUGAUCAUCAUCGGACUUCUGAACGCUGAGUUCCGCGGCCCCGGUAUCCGUAAUCAAUUUGAGGAGAACCCGGAUGACUUUGACAUGGAGAACGACCGUGCGCGUGGCUUCAGCGUCCGCUCGGGCCGCAUCAUCCUCCUGGGGGACGGCACUGAAUUGAUUCCGGAGCAGAACGAUGACGAACUCUUUGACCAGGCUGAGGAAGACCAGGACCUUGCCAAUCAGGUGCGCCGUGACUCUCCCGAUGCGGCUCGGAAUGAACGGGAGGGGACUCCUGGGCCACAAUCCAAGGACACCCCCCGGGCGGAUGCGGCUGAGAUCUCGGAGUCGCCGUCCACCACCGCGGAGGGUUCUGGAACGCCGCAAAAGCCUACGAGUUCGUAG
Aspergillus sclerotioniger CBS 115572 is the source of this 1260-nucleotide messenger RNA. Its product is annotated as PP2C family serine/threonine-protein phosphatase. The transcript is spliced from 7 exons. Bases 1 to 1260 code for a protein of 419 amino acids. NCBI's taxonomy places the organism in Eukaryota, Fungi, Ascomycota, Eurotiomycetes, Eurotiales, Aspergillaceae. Gene Ontology annotation, biological process: protein dephosphorylation. Gene Ontology annotation, molecular function: protein serine/threonine phosphatase activity; cation binding. The record is from RefSeq and is a predicted model, not a curated record.